Molecule: messenger RNA, 3684 nt
Organism: Cladophialophora carrionii CBS 160.54
Lineage: Eukaryota; Fungi; Ascomycota; Eurotiomycetes; Chaetothyriales; Herpotrichiellaceae
Exons: 5
Coding region: 1-3684 (1227 amino acids)
Source: RefSeq, a predicted model, not a curated record
AUGGCGAUCGAUAACUCGUUGGACUAUGGCAGGAGACUCAUACCGCAGAUUCUAGAUCGACUGGCUGCUCUGGAUCCAGAUCGUCUUGUAUACUCAGUCGCAGCAUUCCCGGACGGUUCUCCCCAGUUCCGGCAUAUCUCUGCACGCGAUUUUGCAAAGGCCGUGGACAAGACAGCAUGGUGGCUUCACGAUCAAGUCGGGACAAAACAUGGACUCUCAAACGGAGGAGGCAACGAAACCCCAAACGGCCAUACUCAGGAACCACCAAAAAUCCAACCCUUGGCUUACAUCGGACCGCAUGAUCUGCGCUAUGUUCUGUUAACUUACGGUGCCGUCAAGGCUGGGUGUGCUGCCCUUUUUCUUUCCCCGAAGAACAACGUGGCGGGUGCAUUGGCCGUUCUCAAUGCGGCAGGUUGUGAUACCUGGGUUAAACCGCACGAGCAGCCGAUGCUUCCUUUAGUGAAGGAUCUCCUACAGCAGAAACCCAUGAAAGUUCUAGAGCUACCAGGAGUUGACGAACUCCUCGACGCCGAGUCUACAAAGCCUUAUAUCUAUGACAAGACAUUCGAAAGCGCAAUUAACGAACCGUUCUGCAUUUUGCAUACAUCAGGAACCACGGGGUUUCCGAAACCGAUCUCGUGGACCCAUGGUCUGGUCGGCACCAUGGAUGCUGUGCGGCUGCUUCCUCCUACCGAAGGCGACGCUGGCCUUGCUCCGUGGACAGACAAUUGGAAUGCGGGCGACAGGAUAUACUCUUCGUUCCCUAUGAGCCACGGUGCGGGUAUCAUCAUGGAUAUUCUGAUGCCUUCACUGUUCAACCUGCAUUGCAUUCUGGGGCCGUCAGGUGUCCUACCGAACCUCGGACUCAUAGAGUCCCUGGCCGACCAUGCAAAGAUUGACAUCUGGAGCAUGGUUCCAUCAUUGGUGGAUGAGCUCGGGGAGAAUCCUGAUGUGCUGGCGAAGUUCAAGCCUUCCAAGUUCAUCUGUGCUUCCGGUGGGCCCGUCAGCCCAAUUAUUGUGUCAAAGGUCAACGAAGUGAUCCGGGUCCUCAACCUGACGGGCACCACAGAAGGCUUAUUUAUCGGUAACCUCUGGGUAGAAAGAGGUGACUGGCAUUGGUUCGCAUUCCACCCCUAUUCCGGCUUCGAGUUCAAAGAGAUCCAACCCGGUGUAUUUGAGCAUUGGGUGCACCGAAAUGAGCACUGGGCAUUGUUCCAGGGCAUCUUUCAUACUUUUCCGAACCAGCAGUCUAUCAACCUCAAAGACUUGUAUAUCCGGCACCCCUCCAAACCACAUCUUUGGGCGUUCAGUGGAAGGAGUGACGACGUGGUCGUCCUCUCCAAUGGUUACAAGAUCUCACCUUUGGAGACGGAGGCAUUGGUCACAACACACCCUGCAGUCGACGGCUGCCUUCUCAUUGGGACAGGGAAGUCUCAGGCCGGUUUGCUCAUUGAGCUCAAAGACCCGUCCGCAAGGAACAACGAGCUGUUCGAUAGCAUCUGGGCCACGGUGGAGAGAGCCAACAACAUGGCUUUUCAGAAAAGCCGACUGCAAAGACAAUACAUUGCUUUUGCCGAUCCGGACAAACCCUUCAUCCGGACGGACAAAAGAACCAUCAAACGGCGCGCAACUUUGGACCUCUACGCAGAUUUUAUUGAUCGCUUCUACAGCACAAGGGACGAGGACGCGAACAGCGAAGACAUGGAUGCUUUCACGGUGGACACCAGCUCAGUCGAGACCAUCACAGACUCUAUAUGCCACAUCAUGAGUUCGAUAUUGCCUGAUGUCGAGAGUUUCCCACCCGAUGAAGACGUCUUUGAACUGGGUUUAGACUCUUUGCUUGUGUUCCGCGUGGUCAAGGCGAUUCGAGCUGCCACAGGACUUCAGGAACAGCUUGCACCACGACAUCUGUACGCAAAUCCUACUAUCGCCGAGUUCGCUGUCCAAGUUGCAAGGAUAUUGGACGAAGUCAAACCUGCCAACAAAGCGGUCGAGGACGUGACCCACGAAGCGGCUCCAAACGGCACCACAGACUCGCCGCCUGCUCGCCACGCAGAGGCCAACGUGCAAAGCAAGAUAGUCGAACAGAAGCGACGACUGGGAUUCAAGAUGAACGCGCUGGAUGCGGUCAACCCCAAUCACUACAUGGGGUUGAACUUCUACUUCGCCCUUCGGCCAGGCGUCACUUUCCAAGAAGCUUUCGCAAAGUUGCAGAAUGGUCUUGCACGUGCGUUUGAAGUCAUACCUGAACUGGAUGGGAAGAUGAUGCUCGCUUCGGAGCAUGAGUUCGGGUACAAGAAAGGCGGAUAUCGCAUCACGAUUCCGCCUCACCUAUUGCCUGCCUCUUCGAAGCCGAGACAGCUGAUCUACAAGGAUCUCUCCAAAGUGCUGCCGUCCUUUGAAAAAAUGCGACAUGCUAAUUUCGCGCCUUCCCUGUUCAAUGACAACCUGGUCCUCGACUGCCACCCUUUCCCGGAAAUGCCCGCCGACAUCUUGGUUGCCCAGGCCAACUUUGUGGAAGGGGGCUGCAUCCUGGCCACCAACUUCAUCCACACCUGUCUCGAUGGCAUCGGCGUCAUGGUCGCUCUGCGUGUCUGGGCUGAGUGCUGCAGAUACCUCGAGGGAGAUCAGACAGCAACAUGCGGGUGGUUUGAUCCCGAGAGUUUCAAUCACAGCUUACCUGAGAUCCUCCACGAAGAGGGAGGGUACGCGAAAGCUGCUCACGAGGUAGACCCUGGAGUCUGGGGAUUUCUGCCCUUCUUUCGCCCGGACGAUCCCAUUUCGGAUCACGAUCAGGUCGACCAUCUGGGUCUCCUUGAGGAAGGAAAUCACGUCAAUGGAGUCCCCAAAGCCAAUAACAAUCGCUCUCCAAAGCUGGCUCUCCCUCCGGUUCCAGUCUUCCCGCGUCAGCCUGUAUGGCCGGCUGCUCCCGCUGAGCGAUCUUUGAGCACAAGUGUGUUCUUGAUUCCUCGCGAGGGUAUACAAAAGCUCAGAGAAGAGGUUCUUGCCGAUAUGGAGGUGAAGGGGCCUGCCCCGUCCAUCAGCGACAUCGUGCAGGCACUCUUUUGGCGUGUGUCGGUCAGGUCACGAUAUCGUGUUGCCAAAGACAUCCGGGACGCAGGUUUUGGACCCGAUGACAUGUCCAUUCUGGAGCUACCGAUUGAUGGCCGGCCUUACUUCUCGCCGUUACUGCCCUCAUCCUAUAUGGGCAGUAUGCUCAUUCUCAAUCGACCCACCAUGCCGAUCGAGACGCUGUGUUCACCUGACACAAGCAUCGCGCGGAUUGCCUCCCUUAUCCGCGAAGCAGCGGCACGGAUUACUCCUUCUCUGGUUCAUGACGCAUUCACGCUUUUGAGGUCCAUGUCCGAUUACAGCAAACCUGCCACGGCGAACAUGGGCAUCGAGCAUAUGCAUGCGAUGAUCUCCAAUAUGAUGCUGUUCCAGACAAAGGAGAUUUCCUUUGGCGACGCCUUCUUUGCCGGAGGCAGUCCGGAAGCCAUGCGGCCCCAGAUCGAGCGAGGUCACCGACGUUUCCGGUUUCUGCUCAUUUCUCCAUUGAGAAAAGACGGCGGCGUGGAGCUCGUGCUGGGCACGCUGCCCGAGGAAUUGAAGAUGCUGAAGACAGAUGAGGAGUUGAUGAAGUAUGCAAAGCUCGUCGACAGCCAGAAAGAUGGUCAUGUGUAG